AUGGACGAUUCUGCAUCUGCAUCAACAAGUACCUUGCCUCUAUCCCAACGGGAAGCUUCAGCUCCGGAAAUUGCACCGACAGAUAGCACAGUCUCCAGCACAGUAACUGAAGUAACUUGCAACGUUUCAGGCGAAACUACUCAUACUCGGACUAGAGCUUAUAUUGCGCAAACGCCCGAGAAACGAUAUCGCUUGAGUCAGCCCUUCCCAAACAAUUCGAUGCGAUCACCGUCUACCGUUAUUGGGGAAACCAUUGGGCGAGUCGGCGGGAAAAUAUUCUCCUGUUUAAAUGGUGAUAGUGGCUACGUUCCGACCGCUGACGAAAAUGAUCUUCUUUUUAAUGUUCAUCACAAGACAGCUGUCAAAAGGGCCUUGCACCAGCACUCUUCUCCGACUAGAUCCUUUCCGGAAGAAGAAAAGAAGGAAGACCACAGGCUUCACUUAAAGAGGAAUCCCAAUUCUUUACUAUCGAAUCAGGAUUUUCCAACAUGUGAUGGAUGCCUGAAACGAAUAUACCCCACUGAUAGUGUCACCAAAGCAUUUUCUCCUACCCGGACGUUUCAUUCUACCUGUUUCAAGUGUUACUUGUGCAGUUCACAACUGCGAUACCACGGCCAAGAAGUCUGCAUACGCAUUCCUGAUGAAUCCGAUGAGGGUUCGUUUCGUCACAUUCUCUUAUGCCAGCCUUGUCAACAGGCUUCUCAGUCGGAAUACUCCGAGAAACGCCUCUCCACCAUUGCUGGCACACGAGUGGCGCCAACCGACAAUGAGUUUGGCGACGUAGAUGGUGUGUUGGAUGAAAUUGGUGACGAGUUGGAGCAAGUCAUGAUGCACAAUUACGUACCGACUUGCACCAUUUGCGGAGGCAAUUUUCUAUCAUAUGAUGGACACAAGGUGGUAAUGAUGGGGCCGACCUUGAAGUUUCACUAUGAGUGCUGGGAAACUGGAAAGCCAAGUGUUGAUGUUCAAGAACGUAAGCUGGAACUCAUUCAGGCAGUCAAGUAUCUUCCAACCGAACUGAUUCUCCGCGUUCGUAGUGAAGAGUCCAUUACCACCUUGUACUUUGAAUGGAAGAAUCGGCUAGAAGACUUUAAGUCGAUGGUGGCCGAAUCCAAAAGGACCAGAACCUUGCGAGUGGUGUAUUCCAUCAAUUUGAAUACCAACACUGGCUCGUCCAAGCGACCAUGGGUACCUCUUAGGUAUCUGUAUACCUUUGAGUUGGUAGGGGAGCCACUUGGAAAGGGUAUGCUUGCAGAUUCUACCAGUACUAUAUCACGAAAAUCUAAUGAAGAUGUGGAUGUGAUUGGGUGCAUGCGGGUGUCGCGAUUUGAGCUUCACCAUGCCCUUCGCAUUCGCAUACCAAUCGUCAAGGAGCAUGGACAAGAUCAGCUGGACCUUCAAAAGUCGGUGCUGGCAAUAGACCUGAUUGAUGAGUAA
Messenger RNA from Cylindrotheca closterium, 1437 nucleotides. NCBI's taxonomy places the organism in Eukaryota, Bacillariophyta, Bacillariophyceae, Bacillariales, Bacillariaceae. The record is from the annotation of a GenBank genome assembly.